Molecule: messenger RNA, 6459 nt
Organism: Podarcis raffonei (Aeolian wall lizard)
Lineage: Eukaryota; Metazoa; Chordata; Lepidosauria; Squamata; Lacertidae
Gene: CACHD1
Product: cache domain containing 1
Exons: 27
Coding region: 392-4261 (1289 amino acids)
Cellular component (GO): voltage-gated calcium channel complex
Molecular function (GO): voltage-gated calcium channel activity
Source: RefSeq, a predicted model, not a curated record
CCUCUCUCUGUUCCGCAGUUUGCCGCUCUCCUCAGCCGCCGCUGUUUUCAGUCGGCAGCCGAGGCAGAGCUCCCAGUGUCCCCGGAGCUGGAGCGCAGGCGAGCCAAGGCACUGGCUGCCCGUCUCAGGGAGUAAUCGGACGCGCGGCUCUGCUCGGCCGACCCAUUCCGGCUGCAAAGAGGUCCGCGGAGGGCUCGUGCGCUCGGCGGCCCCUGCAUGGAGGCGUCGGCCGCUUCUCCCCGGAGCCCCGAGGCGUAGCGCCCUCCUCCUCCGCCGCCUGCAAUCCCACACCGAAGUUUGGGAGGCGCUCGGGAAAGUUUGAGCGCCGCGCUUUACGCACGGCGGUGGCCACCGUCCCCAGCAGGGCGCUCCAGAAGUCGCCCCCCGCAUCAUGGCGAGCAGGCCGGCAGAGCUGGAAGAGGCCGCCCGGCCGGCUCGCCGCUCCUCCGGCGGCACGGCUCCCCCCUUGCGAAGGGGCAGCGUUGGCCAGCGGCCCCUCUGGGUUGUCUACAUGGCGCUUUUCUGGAGGCUUAGCGCCGCCGAUUCGGAGUUUUCCAUUUUGGACGAGGCGCAAGUUUUAGCCACUCAGAUGAGGAAACUGGCCACGGAGGAGCUGGGGGUUGUCACCAUGCAGCGGAUAUUCAAUUCCUUUGUGUACACGGAAAAAAUUUCAAAUGGAGAAAGUGAAGUUCAGCAGCUUGCAAAAAAGAUCCGGGAAAAAUUUAACCGGUACUUGGAUGUGGUUAAUCGGAACAAGCAUGUAGUGGAAGCUUCAUACACUGCUCAUCUGACAUCACCUCUGACUGCAAUUCAAGACUGCUGCACCAUUCCACCGUCUAUGAUGGAGUUUGAUGGAAACUUUAACACUAAUGUGUCUAGAACGAUCAGCUGCGAUAGACUGUCUACCACUGUGAAUAGCCGAGCGUUCAAUCCUGGCCGUGACUUAAACUCUGUACUUGCUGACAAUCUGAAGUCCAACCCAGGAAUUAAAUGGCAGUACUUUAGUUCAGAAGAAGGCAUUUUUACUGUGUUUCCAGCUCACAAAUUUCGAUGUAAGGGCAAUUACGAGCACCGCAGCAGGCCUGUCUACGUCUCUACAGUUAGACCUCAGUCUAAACACAUAGUUGUCAUUGUGGACCACGGGGCUUCCGUUACAGAGACACAGCUCCAAAUUGCUAAGGAUGCAUCUCAAGUUAUUCUCAACUCAAUAGAUGAACAUGAUAAAAUCUCUGUGUUAACCGUGGCAGACACAGUGAGAACCUGUUCCUUGGAUCAGUGCUAUAAGACAUUUCUGUCUCCUGCCACCAGCGAGACAAAAAGGAAAAUGUCCACCUUCGUUAGCAAUAUAAAGUCAUCUGACAGCCCUACCCAGCAUGCGGCAGGAUUUCAAAAAGCGUUUCAGCUGAUACGAAAUACAAACAAUAGCACAAAACUCCAAGCAAAUACAGAUAUGGUCAUAAUUUACUUGUCGGCUGGAAUAACGUCUAGGGAUUCAUCAGAAGAUGGUAAAAAGACCACACUUCGUGUCAUCAAUGAAGAAAAUGGUUUUCUUAACAACUCUGUAAUGAUCCUCACCUAUGCUCUCAUGAAUGAGGGAGUGACAGGUUUAAAAGAAUUAGCAUUUCUCCGAGAUCUGGCAGAACAAAACUCGGCAAAAUAUGGAGUACCUGAUCGAACUGCUUUACCCGUGAUAAAAGGGAGCAUGAUGGUUCUGAACCAGCUGAGCAAUUUGGAAACCACAGUUGGCCGGUUUUAUACAAAUCUCCCAAACCACAUGGUUGAUGAAGCAGUGUUCAGUUUGCCCUUUUCAGAUGAAAUGGGAGAUGGUCUGAUAAUGACUGUAAGCAAACCUUGCUAUUUUGGAAACCUGCUACUAGGAAUUGUUGGAGUAGAUGUUAAUCUUGCCUAUAUUUUGGAAGAUGUCACUUAUUACCAAGAUUCUUUGGCUUCCUACACAUUCCUAAUAGAUAAUAAAGGCUAUACCCUUAUGCACCCCUCCCUUACCAGACCCUACUUGCUUUCUGAACCACCGCUUCACACAGAUAUAAUACAUUAUGAGAAUAUUCCAAAAUUUGAGUUAGUUCGACAGAACAUCCUUAGCCUCCCUCUAGGCAGUCAGCUUAUUACUGUCCCGGUGAACUCCUCACUGUCUUGGCAUGUAAACAAACUGCGAGAAAUUGGGAAGGAAGCCUACAAUGUGAGCUAUGCUUGGAAGAUGGUUCAAGAUACAUCAUUCAUUUUGUGUAUUGUUGUGAUACAGCCAGAAAUACCUGUUAGACAACUUAAAAAUCUCAACACCGUACCCAGUAGCAAGCUGCUUUACCAUCGACUAGAUCUCUUGGGCCAGCCCAAUGCUUGCCUGCAUUUCAAACAACUUGCAACCUUAGAAAGCCCUACGGUAAUGCUGUCUGCUGGUAGCUUCUCUUCUCCAUACGAGCAUCUGAGCCAGCCUGAGACUAAGAGGAUGGUGGAGCACUACACGGCAUAUCUUAGCGAUAACACACGCCUCAUUGCCAACCCGGGUCUGAAAUUCUCUGUCAGAAAUGAAGUAAUGGCUACCAGUCACGUCACAGAUGAAUGGAUGACACAAAUGGAAAUGAGUAGCUUGAACAGUUACAUUGUCCGCCGUUACAUAGCAACGCCCAAUGGGGUGCUCAGAAUUUAUCCUGGUUCCCUCAUGGACAAAGCAUUUGAUCCCACUAGGAGACAAUGGUACCUCCAUGCUGUGGCAAAUCCGGGAUUAAUUACUUUCACUGGGCCCUACUUAGAUGUUGGAGGAGCUGGUUAUGUGGUUACCAUCAGUCAUACGGUUCAUUCUUCAAGUUCACAAAAGUCUUCAGGCCAUUCGGUUGCUGUGAUGGGCAUUGAUUUCACUCUGAGGUAUUUCUACAAGGUUCUAAUGGACCUCCUGCCCGUUUGUAACCAAGAUGAAGGGAAUAAAAUAAGGUGCUUUAUUAUGGAGGACAGAGGAUAUCUUGUGGCACACCCUACUCUUAUUGACCCCAAAGGCCAUGCUCCAGUAGAACAACAACACAUUACACACAAGGAACCUCUGGUGGCAAAUGAUAUUCUAAACCAUCCAAACUUUGUGAAGAAAAACCUUUGUAACAGUUUCAGUGACAGAACAGUCCAGAGGUUUUAUAAAUUUAAUACCAGCCUGACGGGUGAUCUGACAAAUCUCGUGCAUGGCAGCCACUGUUCCAAAUACAGGCUGACAAGGAUACCUGGAACCAAUGCCUUUGUUGGAAUUGUAAAUGAAACAUGUGACUCGCUCGCCUUCUGUGCAUGCAGUAUGGUAGAUAGGCUCUGUCUGAACUGUCACAGAAUGGAGCAGAACGAAUGCGAAUGUCCUUGCGAGUGCCCCCUAGAGGUUAAUGAGUGUACUGGCAACCUUACCAACGCAGAAAGCAGAAAUCCUAGUUGUGAAGUCCAUCAAGAACCUAUGACAUUUAUUGCAGUUGAUCCCAGUCUACAAGAUGCUCUUCCUCAAUGUAUUAAUACACGGUGCAAUCAAAGGAUGGAGAGCAGGGAUUGCUUUGGUGUCUUGGAUUGUGAGUGGUGCAUGGUAGACAGCGAUGGAAAGACCCAUUUAGAUAGAUCCUACUGCGCUCCUCAGAAGGAAUGCUUUGGUGGAAUUGUGGGUGCCAAAAGCCCUUACGUGGAUGACAUGGGAGCCAUUGGAGAUGAGGUGAUAGCUUUAAAUAUGAUUAAAAGUGCUCCAGUUGGUCCUGUUGCUGGAGGUAUUAUGGGAUGCAUAAUGGUGCUAGUUCUGGCAGUCUAUGCCUAUCGUCAUCAGAUUCACCGCAGAAGCCACCAGCACAUGUCCCCACUUGCAGCACAAGAAAUGUCAGUCCGCAUGUCCAACCUGGAGAAUGAGAGGGACGAGAGGGAUGAUGACAGUCACGAAGACAGAGGAAUCAUCAGCAACACCCGGUUUAUAGCAGCAGUUAUUGAGCGCCAUGCGCACAGCCCAGAACGUAGACGCCGCUACUGGGGACGCUCAGGAACAGAAAGCGAUCAUGGCUACAGUACUAUGAGUCCUCAGGAAGACAGCGAAAACCCUCCCUGCAAUAACGACCCAUUGUCAGCUGGUGUAGACGUGGGCAAUCAUGAUGAAGAUUUAGACCUGGAUACCCCUCCUCAGACUGCUGCCCUCUUGAGUCACAAGUUCCACCACUACAGGUUGCAUCACCCAGCACUUCAUCACAGUCACCACUUACAGGCUGCGGUCACAGUACAUACUGUAGAUGCGGAAUGCUAAUGACCUCUGGCCUUGGGAGGGGAAAAAAUGCAGCUGAGAGGAGACUUGACGUUUAUACCGUUACGAGGCAUGGUUUUGACUAACCUCAUUGGACUCGUUUCACAUGAAAACUUUACAUUUCCAAAAUGUAAGGUUGGCUCUGAAGUGGAAGAGAAAUUAGCAUGAUGAAUGAACCUGCCAUAACAUUCAAUAAAAUGGAAUAGUAGGAAUGUUCGGCCUCCAAACACAGGAAGGAAGGUUUAUACAGUAAACGGAGCCUUUUGAACCCUGUUGGUCUGAGCCAAGAAAAGAGUGUGCUCAGACAAAGGAGAGAGAGAAAGAGAGAGAGAGUUUAUUUCCUUAACUGGAAGAACAGAAAUCUUUGCAGCCAGAAACAAAGAAAGUGCCAGUUCCAGAAAUAGACAUUGCCACGAGGUUUCCAUUUGUUGAGAGGCUUUUUUGUGGGUUGUUGGUUUUUUUUUAAAGGAAAAAAAAACGUUCCUUUCACUUACAAAUUGCUGUAUGGGACCUGGGACAGUGCAUCUCAAGAUUUUUUAAAUAAAGGAUUAUUUUUGUACUAUUUAUUGAACUCAAAACAUUCAUGAACUCUGAGGGAGAGGAAGAUAAAAAACAAAAGCAUCAGAUGCUCUCCAUGAAUGCAGUCUAUGUUUUAUUUGUGUUGGUGAAGUUGUGGUUCUUUUCAAGAAGACUUGCCACCCCUUUGAAUGGGAUAUUCUCCUCCCCCACCACCAUGCUAUAAAGGGAAAAUGAAGAAAUUGUGAGCUGAUUUGUUUACAUGAUUGAGGUUUGGUUUCCAUGGUCAUUUUGUACACUUUGAAGAUGGUUUAUAACACAGUAUUUUUAUAUAUAAAUAUAUAUUUUAACGUGGGGAGAAGGGAUAUCAAGCCUCCUGGCUAAAGCACUGAGGAAUCCUCUCCCCACACUCCUUCCUGUUCAUUCUCAGACCUGGGCAGGAUUUGCUUCCAUGUGCAGUGAUAAUGCAGUGUUUAAACACUAUUCGUAACUGGUGAAAUAGAAAACAAUAAUGGGUUGAAUUCACUUGGUGACCUUAUGUUUGUGGAAGGGAUGGUGAUUCAGUGGACACCUCUGGUUGGAGAAGGAAGAGGAGAAGCAAUUUCUGCUAAUCCCCCUCUCUCCCCCCCCCGCCCUAGUGACCCCUGAAAUUAGCUCUGGUGUGUUGGGGAACCCUCUAGAACAGGGUAUAGGAUGGUGUUAUAGGGACAUGGGUGCUGCUGUGGUCUAAACCACUGAGCCUCUUGGGCAUGCCGAUUAGAAGGUCGCCGGUUUGAAUCCCCGUGACAGGAUGAGGUCCCGUUGCUCUGUUCCAGCUCCUGCCAACUUAGCAGUUCGAAAGCAUGCCAGUGCAAGUAGAUAAAUAGGUACCGCUGCCACAGGAAGGUAAACGGCGUUUCUGUGAGCUCCUGCUUCGUCACGGUGUUCCAUUGCGCCAGAAGUGGUUUAGUCAUGCUGGCCACGUGACCCGGAAAGCUGUCUGUGGACAAACGCUGGCUCCCUUGGUCUGAAGUGAGAUGAGUGCCGCAACCCCAUAGUCGCCUUUAACUGGACUUAACCACCCAGGGGUCCUUUACCUUUACCUAUAAGAUAGUGUAAGGAUGAUUUGGUGGUGGUGGGCUUCUGUUGUGGCAGAUGUCAGCUGGAUCAAAAGCCCUUCCCUGAGUGUAAGGGCACCAGUUGGUUUCCACCCCAAUGGUCUGUUGUUUCUGACCCUUUUCACAUUCACUAAAUGGAUAGGUCAACCCAUGGAGAGGUAGAUGGGAAGAUUUGUAAAGUUUUGGGCCAUUGUGAAAGGUUUAUUUUGGAACCCUAAUGAUGAGCCCCUUGUCACCUUUAUCUGGAAUUAAUACUGCUUUAGUGAUUAGCAUCAUCUGCUGGGUGCCACAUGGGCCAUCAUAAUUUUCAAUUAGUUUUAAAUCACAGCAUUUUGUUCAUUGUGAUUCAAAUAUUAUGAAAACAUUCUUGCACUGUGCUUAUGAUAAACAUCCAUUUAUAUGUAGGGUUUUGGUUUGGUUUUUUACAAGAUCUCUAGAUAUUGUUUUAAUGAUAGGGUACCUAAUACUUAAUAUGUAAAAAGUGGUUCUUAAGCAGUAUGGUAAAGUAAGGAUGCUUGUGCUACCAGGAUCCCCUUUAUACUAUGUAUAAAAUUACAACCUCUAGUGGAAUAAACUGUAUAUAAAGUA